Messenger RNA from Synchiropus splendidus (mandarinfish), 4730 nucleotides. It is a transcript of the gene nfil3-2, whose product is annotated as nuclear factor, interleukin 3 regulated, member 2. Gene Ontology annotation, biological process: regulation of DNA-templated transcription; circadian rhythm. Gene Ontology annotation, molecular function: DNA binding; DNA-binding transcription factor activity. Bases 1538 to 3301 code for a protein of 587 amino acids. The transcript has 2 exons. The record is from RefSeq and is a predicted model, not a curated record. Gene Ontology annotation, cellular component: nucleus. Lineage: Eukaryota; Metazoa; Chordata; Actinopteri; Syngnathiformes; Callionymidae.
UGGUGGCUGUUUGAAGACGGGUCUGAGGAGAGAGAGCGAGCGCACGCUGUGGCUGAACCUCGGGCCAGCUCUUCACACGGCGCUGACGGGAGACAGCCUCAUGAGCUCUGCUGUCUUGCUCAAGGGCACUUAGGCAGUCACAGCUCUGCUCAGGAAAUCCACUUGGACGUAUGUUGACAGACAGUUCUGACAUCUCACAAGCAUAAGGUCAUAGGUUCAACUCUAGUCUGGGGUCGAGAUGUUGAGGCGGUUUCCUCCUGGUGCUCCAGCUUGCUCCCUUUUCACACUCAAGAUUUAAGUCCUUAAAGAUAAUAAUUGUCCAGAUCCUUUAUGUCAUUGAUAAAUGAGUUUGCAGUAAAAGAAUUGAUCUGCUCUUCCAACUGUAAUAGUAAACAUGAAUCAUUUACAGCUGUAACUGCCAAAAACAAACAAUGAUUAUUGUAAAUUGUAUAUUAUUAUAGUUAUUACUAUGAAUUAUUAAUUCCUAUAAUGCAACUAAUACAGAUUUUUUUUCCAACAAAUACUAAUAAUUUUAUAGUAUUAGUAUUUAAAACACUCUUAAUAAAGAUACUAGUUUCCACAUCUGCAGUAAGAGUUGUAGUACUGAACAAGUACUACAAAUACAAGUAAUGUGAAGUACUGUUAGAAUUCAGUGCAAUAUAUGAGCGUAUGCGUAUAAUAGAUUGGAUUUUUCUUGUCAGUUGAAACGCUACCGACAUUGACGGUCAUAUUCCAAACUCCUAAUGUAGUACUGAUAAUAGUGUUGAUGAUAGCGAGGUGCAGUAUUGGGCGCACUCGUGAGUGGGAGCCUGAGAGCCGGGCCGGUCCUCCCUGCUCUGUGGGUUAGUAGGCUACAGAGCGCAGCCAGCUGGAAAAGUCCCACGCAGCAGAGCGAGGACACACUUCUGCUCGUCACGUGUAGCAGCAGCUCUUUGUAAAAGGUUACCGCGGCUGCUCGGUUUAACCCUUCCCUCCCCGCCACGGCAGUGCGGCUCCAGGAAAUAUCCCUCUUUCUGACUCUCGAAACACCGCUGGAGGACGGAGGAUGUCGGCGCGGAGCGGCUCCGGCGAGCGCGAGCAUUUCAUCUGGCUGUCGAGGAGAGACAGAUGAGAGGGAGCGAGAGCGAGCCUCCCCAAGAGACUGACAGAGCGAGGUAGACGGGCCGACCUACAUCCUGCUGCUGUUUGAACAGAGAUCUGGGACACUUCUGCGGCAGCCUAGCUCAGUGUGUCACCCUCGUGCUUAGCCUUAAACAGCUAACCAGCGUAUCCAAGUGGGGUGAAGAGGAAACCUGCCCUGCACACUACCCCGUCACAAACUUCAGAACUGAACAGGGACACCUCACGUGGAUAAAUGAGGGUUUCUAUCACUGAUCUACAGCUGUUCUUGAUCUUUUUGGCCAAUUUGGACACAUAAGUUUCCAACUCCACACCAGAAGAACGACGCAACAGUGUUUGGUGUUUCACCACCACCUCCAGCCCAAACCUAUCCCCGGCUGACCCGGCAGCGUCUCAAACUGGCUCCCAGUCGACCAGAAUGGAAAAUUUAACUUCUGCACUUAAAAACUCAGGGAACAACCUUAACUGCCUUGAGACCUUCAGUAGCUAUGACGAGUCGAUGCCCUCUCACCCAGGGACUCCCAGUCGUAUAAACCGCCUCAUCAAGCCCAAACAAAAUAUGGCCUGCAGAAAGAAACGCGAAUUCAUUUCCGACGAGAAGAAGGACGCCUCCUACUGGGAGAAGCGCCGCAAGAACAAUGAAGCUGCCAAGCGCUCGCGGGAAAAGCGCCGUCUCAAUGACAUGGUCCUGGAGAAUCGUGUCAUCGCACUGAAUGAUGAGAAUGUGAGGCUGAAGACUGAGUUGCUCCAACUGAAACUGCGGUUCGGGCUCAUCACCACCGCGUCAUACAUAGAAAAAAGCCAACAGAUUGGAAGCGGGAACAACUUGGUGAACGGAGGAUCUUCUUCAUCGUCGUCCUCCUCCUCCACCCAGUACUACUCUAGCGGUUACUCCACAAGUUCUCAGGUCAUGAUGAACUCAGACUCCUCUGAAACGGAGCAGUCGGGCCGCGGUGACGGCCACAGGCAGCUGGUGAAGUAUUCCCCACGUGGCUCCCUGUCAGACAUGUCCGACGGCUCGUCCAGGGACAGCCCCGAGCCAAUUCCGUUUGAGAUCAAAGAGGAGGGAGACCGGCUAGAGAUGGACAUCGCCAACGGGACGACAACCCAGAUCAUGUUUAACAUCCACCGUGGUUUGGCCCCUUUGCCAACGCAUCACCAGUUACAGCAGCACUCUCAGGAGCUGGAGGCUGCUUAUCUCAGCCAGCAACAGCAGCAUCUUCACCAACAACAGCCGCUCCCGGAGCCUGUUACCACUAUGAAUACUGGCGGGCAGCCAGCCCCUCACCCACCUGCUGCACAACGGAGUGUCAUUCUCUAUGGCUCCAGCAGUGCUCCGUGUCCCGUGGACAGCCUGUCGAGGUCCCAGGAAAUGGAUCUCCAUGUCUCCCAGAAGCACAUCAGCAGUAGCACCCAGGCAUGUGUCAGCAAGCCCAUGGCAGAAACCUCUGCUAAGAGUCUUGCUGAAAUGACUAAGCAUCUUGACAGGAAGCCACUAGAUGCGCCAACAAAUGAGCUCUCUGAAGACCAGGCAGAGGCAGCGUACCGAGCUUGCCAAAUCCCCCAGCCGAGAGAGGAGCCCCAGCAGGAGUGUGACGCUCAUGAAGAGCUCUUCCGCAACCAAUCCCACCUGUACCAACACCUCCAGCAGCCCCUUCCCUUGUACCACAGCGCACAGGACGAGGAGCCUCCUGUGCUGACUUACGAGGGAGGCUCUCAGAGCGAUGCCUACUACAGGGAGCAGUCGAGCAAGGAGACCUCAUCCAGCGAUGGAGAUCCACGGAGUUCAGACAAAGAGGCCUCGACUGAUGAGGACGAGUCCCCUUCAUCCACCUGCUCGCUCCAUCAGCCAGCAUCUCCUCAAACCUCUCAGGGCUGUGCUCAGGCUCGGGAUCAGCAGGGCGAGGUCAAGGGCACAGCGUUGCCCCACAAACUCAGACUCAAACACCGGGCAAUGAGCAACGGUAGCAGCGGCCAUUGCUCUGGCCAGGAGUCUCCCUCCAGCCCCCCAUCUGCCACACCACCUCCCCUCCCCCAGCAUACCUACCUGUCCCUCCCGCCACAGCAGCACGUGAAGCGUGAGAGCUUCAGCUCUGGCAAGCAGGCGGCGCCAGGGGAGGCCACACGGAGAGAGAACGGGAAAAAGGAAACAGGUGGACACAAAAACAAGAUGCGAGAUUAAGUGAGAUGGAUUUUUUACACUUUGUCAGCAGUUCUCCUGCUUUGUAAAGACAAUGCCUCUUGUGUAACUAACCUGCCGCCAUGCCUUUGCCCAACAAUCAAAACCACUUCUGGGACAAGAAGUUGGGGCUUUUCUACAAGCACAAAUGUCACCAAAAAGGCUUGUAGGAAUGUAUCAUAGCUGUAAAUACUGUACAGAGUUCUCAUUUCUUACGUCCUCUCCAUACUGACAGAAGCACUUUUGUUUAUGUGGUGAGAUGAGGGAUGGAACAACCUGCUUUUUCUAGUUUUUCCUCAUUCAAACAUCAGCAGAAGCACAUUUGAUCACAACAAGAAUGUAGACACACAAACCCGCUCAAGCUUUACCAGUACUAGAGAUGUGGUACAUAUCUGACUGUAGACAAACAUGUAUAGCCUUAAUUUAAAUCAAAUGCAACUGGGGAUUUUCCCUCGACCAAAGAAGCACCGACAUGACCCAAGAUCCAGUUCCAGACCUUUUCCCUGACCCUACCUCUACCCAAGCCCCGCCCCACCUCUUCCUUCAUUCUCAGAUCAUUUUGCAUCUCCUUUAUUUUUUAAAGCACUUGAUUUGUACAGAACUGUGAUAUAUGAAUAUAUGUACGUAAUAUAAAUAUAUAUUUUGAACUACAUUUGGAUACAAAUUGAACAAACCAAUGCAACAAGGAUCAGCAGUGAAAACAGCCGCAUUGUUGCACCCAAAUUAACUCGCCUCUUCUGUGAUUGUUAAGAUGUGGCCGUCGGAAUCCAAGCGUGACCCACGCAGAACGGUCAUGUGGUAUCCUGAGGCCCAGGUCUCGAUAAAAAUGUCUCAAACCUUUAACCAGCCUUUAACUACUUGGUGGAACUCACCUGCUGCAGGCUAUAAGCCCUUUAGUUUAUCUGAGCUUUAUCAAGCGUAUGUCGUCAUCCUUCACUGGCCCUGUGUAUUUAUUUCCUCUCUUCUCCACAUCACUGUAGAAAAAAGCCCACAGGAACAUAGACAGAGAAUGUGUACAGUGCUAAAUGGAUAGCUAGGCUCAUGGGGGCGCCCAGUGAGGAGGUUCCUUGAGAAUCAAUUGGCAUUUCCUUAUGUUAAAAGAAUCCGCCUCGGCUGGGCAGUGACAAGUCGCCCGCCUUUCAUCCAAACAAAAACAGUCUAUGUACCAUGUUUGGCUUUUUGGUGCGAGUGUAUAAAUGUAAAUUCCUCCUCCCUUUGAGCGACACUGUACGUUUAUUUCAUCAUUUUUAUAUUUUCAUUGUGGUGUUGUCGUCCAAUACUGUAUACCGUGUCUUUCUCCCCCCUCCUGACCGUGAUGACAUGUAUUUGCCUCAUACCCAACCCCGUGUGUAUUAAUCAGUAAUGUUUGUGGUUUUACUGAUGGUUUUUAUGAAACGUUAAAAAAAAAAAUCAAUAAAUAAAUAAAACGGCA